This is a messenger RNA of Arvicanthis niloticus (Nile rat), 2889 nucleotides long. It is a transcript of the gene Nsl1, whose product is annotated as NSL1 component of MIS12 kinetochore complex. Gene Ontology annotation, biological process: mitotic sister chromatid segregation. Lineage: Eukaryota; Metazoa; Chordata; Mammalia; Rodentia; Muridae. Gene Ontology annotation, cellular component: kinetochore; MIS12/MIND type complex. The record is from RefSeq and is a predicted model, not a curated record.
AGUUUAAACCGGGAAGAUGGCGGGUGUUCCUGAAACAGUGCUUGUAUCCGCCCCGCAGGAUCAAGAUGUCCAGGCUGCCUCAGACUCCCAGGCCACAGCAGCAGCCUCUCCCCUAGAGGACUUCCGAGUGCGCUGCACCUUGAAGAAGGCCGUGGUGGAAGUGAUGGAGAUGUGCGGUCGCUUCGUACAAGGGCUCGGGGCCGCGCUGCCGGAGGACAUCCGCGAGCUCGCGCUGCGGGACGCACAGUGGACUUUUGAAUCGGCUGUGCAGGAGAAUGUCAGCAUUAAUGGACAGGCUUGGGAGGAAGCGACAGAUCAUUGUUUUAUGGAUUCUGACAUUAAAGUGCUUGAAGAUGAAUUUGAUGAGCUCAUAGUAGAUGUGGCGACAAAGCGGAGGCAGUAUCCCAGAAGGAUCCUGGAGAGUGUCAUCAAAACCUUGAAAGCACAGCAUGCGAGUCUGAAGCAGUAUCACCCUGUUGUACAUCCUCUGGACCUGAAAUGUGAUCCUGACCCAGCUUCUCGUGUGGAAGAUUUGAAAUGCCGCGGAGAAACCAUAGCUAAGGACAUGAGUGAGGCCAUGAAGGCUUUGCCCGUGUUAAUUGAACAAGGAGACGGCUUUUCCCAGGUCUUAAAGAUGCAGCCUGUCAUCCAGCUGCAGAGGAUCAACCAGGAAGUCUUCUCCAGCCUUUACAGGAAAGCAGAUGCCAAGUCUGACAAAUAUGUGACACAUGUAGAAACCACACCAACUGAGACUGUACCCAGGAAGGCCUCCAACAUUGUGCUAAAGAGAAAGCAAGCCCCAGACUGCGCCCAGAGAAAGUGCUACCCGCUGCAGCUGAAGAGAAUUAAUCUCGAUAUGUGAGCUCUGGUGGCGACCUGAAAGUCAGUGUUGUCAACAUUUGGGUCACAGUCUGAUGCCUGGGUGACUUUAUUUAAAGUAACUGACUCUGUUCAGGUACAGUGUACUGUUGGGAUAUCCGGGAAUACGGCAGAGGCCUAUGCUUCUUCCCUUGAGUCCCUGUGCAGUAGGUGAAAUGAAUUUCCAGUCCUGCACAGACCUGUUGGUGGCCUCAGAUGACAGCAGCUCUUGGCUGCCUUGCAGCUUUCGAGGCGUUCCAGGGAUGUGCUCCAGGGGUUUGUGCUGCACAGCUCUCUCUGUGAAGCUCUGAGGUGGUUCCCUGUGGCUUAAGCUGGCAUUGGCUCUGCAAGUGCAUUUCUAGGCAGUUUAUUAGAUGGAUGCACAGAAAGUGGGCCUGACCUUAGGUUUGUUCCAUGGUCAUUAAUUUGAGGUUUUAGAGUUUUGUAAGAUAAAUGAGAAGGCUAUUAUUUGUGCAGGAAAUAUUCUUAAAAAGGAAACCUGGGGCACAGAGCCGCUAUUUCUUGCCUAUGUUUUCAUUUUCAUUUUUCAUAAAUCUUUGAACAUAAUUUGACUGGAAGCUGAUAGUUUCUUUUAAAGUCCUUAUUUCCAAAUAGAUCCUUCCAGUUCAAAGUACACACUAGGAUUGGUUGACAUGUCAUUUAUCACAGAUCUAAGCAGAGUACACUGCUCUAGUUAUGGACAUUUGUAUAUCCGAGAUGGAGUGUCAGACUCAGGCGGUGUCAGCAAACUUACACUGAGAUUUGAGCAGUCUCUUACAGCAUGCCUGUGUCUCUUACCCAGUGCGUUGUAGACAGGGCCUCCAAGCUUGCCUUUGGGUGAUUAUACUUUUGUCCAUUUUCAGAGGAAUUUACUGAUCAUGACUUGCCAAUUCUGUAUUGCUUUUGUUCGUUAUGUCCCAAUGAUCGUAAACAUCUUGGUUUGUCUGCUUUUCUCAGUUGGGAAAGUUAUAUGGUGAUGCUGUUCUAUGGAACUUAGAUUCUCUUUUAGUUAAAAUUUUAUUUGAUUUUGUGUUAAUAAUUGUAUGGAGCAGUGUUUGAGUUUUUAAAGUAAUGUAUAAAGACCAAAAUCUCUGCACUGUAGCUUUCCCAGCUAACAGGGCAUUCUUGGUACUGGGUUUUGUGGGUGAGCAGGCUGGCGCUCUGCAUUUCAGAGUGAACUAGUUCUCGCCCUAAAGCCACUUGGUGACUCCAGAAGGUGACUGUUGGUACUGUGCCUCUCAUGGCAUUAAAGUACUAUGAAUGAUUUUGCUUGAGAAGUGCCCAAAUAGUCAAGGCUAGGACAGCGGGCUGGGAGGCAAUAUGGUGGGAUGCCACUGAACCGAGAGCUAUAUAUAGUAAGAUGAGAGAAUGAGCUUGGGGGCGUCCCCCUAGGGAUCUACAGAGUCAAAUCGUGAAAGGCCUCUUUCCACACAUGGGCUAUGACGUCAUGCUCAGAGGAGUUUGGAGUGACUGACACUCCAAUACCAGUGUGACUUGAGCCUGUGGCUUAAGCACUCACUUAGUAGUAAGCUCUGAGAGGUGUUUUGUCCUCAGUGUAGAAGCUAGCUGAUCAGAGAACCCCAAGGAUCCUUGGGGCCCACUUACAACUUGAGUUCUUAAUGGGGGUUCUCUUCCCAGCAGGUCUGUGGCAAUUGUGAAGAUGUUUUUGCCUAUCAUAACUUAAGGUGUGUGUGUGGGGGGGGAGGUAGAGGUGUAUCACUCAUCUACUGAAUAGAUGUCCCGAUGGCUGGCAUGGCUAGCCAUCUGUCCCAAGACCAGUGAUGCUGCGGUGGAGGAGCCUGCUGAGGAGGGGACAAACCCACAGCAUAAUGUGGCGUGGUCAUUAUAGCUCUCCCAGCCAGGCUGGGAGAUGUUGUUUGUCUUGGUUGUAUAGUUACUGCUUGUCCACAUAUCCCACUGUCAGCCUUCAUAAGACAAACUGCAAUGUAUGAUCUUACUAUAUAAAACCAGACUAUAGAAUACAUGUAAAAAAAAAUCCACAAAUAAAAAAGAAAUGUUAAUUGUAAUUAC